Molecule: messenger RNA, 393 nt
Organism: Eruca vesicaria subsp. sativa (arugula)
Lineage: Eukaryota; Viridiplantae; Streptophyta; Magnoliopsida; Brassicales; Brassicaceae
Source: the annotation of a GenBank genome assembly
AUGAAUGAAUCAAGAAGAACCAGAUUCAGUUUCUUCAUCAUCUUCUUGAUCUCUGGUGGUCUUUUACUAGUAGCUUCAGAUGAUGGUGUGGCCAAGAAAGAAGAGAAUCAGUCACUUGUAAAGAUAAUAUGUGGGAUCUUCAGCAAGAAAUUUCCUCCCAGUUCUUGGGAAUUGAUUCAAGGUGCAAUGCAGAAGAUUCAAACGAAGCUUUACCCUCCAAAUCUAGAAAGCAACAGAGACAAAAACAACAAGGACAAAGAAGGAGAAGACAAAGGAGAAGAUAAAGUGAAAGAGGCGGCCACAAGGAGCCUUGAAGUAAGCAAAGAAGCCAUUGAAGAAUCAGCAAAACUAGCAGGAGGUGUCAUAGGAGAAGUAGUUCAAAAAAACAGCUGA